Aphanomyces astaci is the source of this 693-nucleotide messenger RNA. RefSeq lists its product as hypothetical. Lineage: Eukaryota; Oomycota; Saprolegniomycetes; Saprolegniales; Verrucalvaceae. The record is from RefSeq and is a predicted model, not a curated record. Bases 1 to 693 code for a protein of 230 amino acids. The transcript is spliced from 3 exons.
AUGCAGCCCAACGCAUGGGCAUUCAUCGACGACAUCCUCGGCUGCCUCCAGCGACACUUGACGUUGGCUCGCCUCACCUCGGGAUUCCGAGGAGUCCUCGCUGCGUAUUGGCGUCUCAAGGCUGGCCUGUGUCAGCUUGCCUCCGACUUCGCCCCUGUCGACUACGUUCGGCGUUUGGGCUCCACCACAGUGCUGCAGCGGUGGCACCAAAUUCAGUUGUGUGCUGGAGCGAUGUCGCCCUCCUUCUCCGCCGUGUUUGCCCCAAAGUUCCUCAAUCCAGUGGACCGUGCUCGACGCUGUGUACAUGCCGCGGUAUCGCUGCCUUUGGCAUCUCUCGCCCACGUCGAGUGCCUCCAACGAGCGAAUUGGCACCAAGUUGACGCAAUCUGUGGUACUGUCGGGUGGCCACGGUAUGCCCGUCGACGCUGUCAUUCGUCACCGUGGUCAAACACCGUCGCACCCUCGCGCCUCACUGCCACGUGUCCAUCGUGCUCCAUGUGCAGGAUCAGUCCAAGCCGCCAUCUCUCGACCAUCGUAUGCGCCUCCGAGCGACGCUUCAAGGUCAGCCUUGUCCUGACGUCGAUACCGGCGUGUUCUACUAGACCCUACAAGCGGACUCUGCGGUAUACGCUUGUUGUGGCGGGCCGCCGUGCGCUGUCACUCGAUCGAGACUUUGUCUACUUGUCAUCGUAG